AUGGCCACCAUGAGUUUUCUGACUGCACUACCAUCUCAAUAUGCGGCUGCUCGAUCACAAAUUUUGUCAGGAGCUGACAUCCCCUCUCUUGAAGAAGCUUUCUCUCGUGUACUAAGAACUGAACAAAACCCUUCCUCAGCUCCCAUUCCACCUACUAGUGCAUUACUCAGUCAAGGCCAAAAUGACAAUCGAGGGCUCCCUAGUCGCAGUGGUCCGAAACCAGGAGGUGGUAACCAGGAGCCCAAGGAAGUGAUAUGUUACUACUGCAAGGAACUGGGACAUACUAAACGCACAUGUCGUAAACUGCAAAACAAACAACAACGACAGAGCUCUGCCCAUGUGGCCACAACAACCAGUGAUAUGGUUACUAUCUCAGCUGCUGAGUAUGCUCAAUUGAAAUCUGCAAAUCCCCCGGUGAGCACUACUAGUGCAACAGGAUCUUUUGACGAAGAAGAUUAUUGGUAG
Molecule: messenger RNA, 465 nt
Organism: Neltuma alba
Lineage: Eukaryota; Viridiplantae; Streptophyta; Magnoliopsida; Fabales; Fabaceae
Exons: 2
Coding region: 1-465 (154 amino acids)
Molecular function (GO): zinc ion binding; nucleic acid binding
Source: RefSeq, a predicted model, not a curated record